GCCCAAUAGCCCAUAUAUAUUAGCUGAGUUUCUUACUAUCUUCAUUUCCCUCGGCACAACCGCUCAACUACCCCUUCCUACCUUCACUGGCCAAUACUCUCACUGAUGCUGAUGCUCUAAUCUCUACUCUAACCAACACACCAUCUAAGAGAGAUUGCUCAAAAUAAUCAAGGCAUGCGUUUGCUCCUUCAAAUUUGAGGCUCAGAGUCCCUCUUGGGCAACUACAUAGCAAUGUUAAGCAUACUUUAUGAGAAGAUAAAGAUGCAGAAGAAGGAGGAGUUAGAUAAACCAGCCCAAGCGCCUGUUUACUGGAUCGAAAUAUCUGAUUCUGUCUCACGCCGCUGCCAGUUUGAACAUGAUGGUCAACUUUCUGUGUCACUUGUUGAUGACUCAAGACCAAUAGCCCAUAGGGUGGUUGAAUCCUUCUUGAAUAAAUUUUUCCCCUCAGGAUAUCCAUACAGUGUCAACGAAGGAUAUCUCAGAUACACACAAUUUCGAGCUUUGCAACACUUAACCAGUGCAACACUCUCUGUGCUAUCAACUCAGUCACUACUGUUUGCUGCAGGCUUGCGACCCACUCCAGCACAAGCAACUGUAGUAAGUUGGGUCUUAAAGGAUGGGAUGCAACAUGUUGGUAAGCUCAUAUGUAGUAAUUUGGGUGCAAGAAUGGAUUCAGAACCUAAACGAUGGAGAGUUCUUGCUGAUGUGCUCUAUGACUUGGGCACGGGUUUGGAAGUUCUUUCUCCAUUGUGUCCACAUCUUUUUCUGGAAAUGGCAGGCCUAGGAAAUUUUGCCAAGGGUAUGGCAGUUGUUGCAGCCAGAGCAACAAGGUUACCAAUAUAUUCUUCUUUUGCAAAAGAAGGUAAUCUUAGUGAUCUUUUCGCAAAAGGAGAAGCCAUCUCAACUCUUUUUAAUGUUGUUGGGAUAGGAGCAGGAAUACAGUUAGCAUCUACUGUUUGUUCAACAAUGCAAGGAAAGUUGAUUGUGGGGCCUCUUCUUUCGGUCAUACAUGUAUACAGUGUCGUUGAAGAAAUGCGAGCUGCCCCCGUUAACACAUUGAAUCCACAGAGGACUGCAAUGAUAGUAGCAGAUUUUUUGAAGACAGGAAAAGUUUCAAGUCCAGCUGACCUAAGGUAUCGAGAAUCUCUCCUAUUUCCUGGGAGACUCAUUGAAGAUGCCGGAAAUGUUAAAGUAGGGAGGGCUAUACACAAGGUUGUUAAGCCUUCGAAACUUCGCGAACUGAAACAAAUAUUCCCCGAGGAGAAGUUUAUUUUAAGUCAUGGAAAUAAAUGGGUGGACAUGGUAUUGAUGCACAAUGCAACCGGUGAAGAUGCCCUGCGGGGUUGGCUCGUUGCUGCACAUGCUGCAGAGAUGGAGAAGUCCUCCCACGAGCCCAGCACUAGUGUCUUGGAAGCGUCGUACCAGAAGAUGAACCAUGAAUUCGGUCCAUUCUUGUCUGAACUUCAGGUGAAAGGUUGGCACACUGAUCGUUUCCAUGAUGGAACAGGAUGCCGUUUCGCCAUGUAAACUCAAUGUGGAAUUAGGUAGCAGGCAAUCAAUCCUUUUGAGAGACAAAUUCUGUCUAGGGGACUUGAGAGUAAGUGAUUACCUUCGAUGUAGUUUUUUUUUUGGGGAAAGUGUUCUUACCAGAGUUUAGAGAAGUAGGAAUAGGAUGUAGUUGUAACUUUGCAUCCAAAAGUUUAAGAUUUUAACCUGUUAAAGUUACUGCAUAUAUGCCUUGUUUUAGAAAUUAGAACCAUAUUGUUCAAUUGAAUUCAUUACUUGGCUCUAGACUACGUAUUCAAGACAACUAUAGUACCAUUUUAUAUAUAUAUAUUUAUGGUCC
This is a messenger RNA of Humulus lupulus (European hop), 1846 nucleotides long. RefSeq names its product protein root UVB sensitive 2, chloroplastic. NCBI's taxonomy places the organism in Eukaryota, Viridiplantae, Streptophyta, Magnoliopsida, Rosales, Cannabaceae. Gene Ontology annotation, biological process: response to UV-B; auxin polar transport. Gene Ontology annotation, cellular component: chloroplast envelope. The coding region runs from base 232 to 1527 and encodes 431 amino acids. The record is from RefSeq and is a predicted model, not a curated record. The transcript has 11 exons.